AUGUGUCGCACAGAAAUCCGGCUAGCACCUGUGAGUUUCUUGUACUUCCUGGCUGUAAUGUGCGUGACAGCCCCGUUCGUUCUAGCUCAUGAAGCGGAAAUCCAUGGUUGGGACUCACAAGGGAAAGCAGCUGAUGCCAUCGGUUCUCUCUUUUCUGGUUCGGAAAUGGUAAAAUUACAAGCGCUUCUCAAAAACAUUCCCCCCGCCGAGCUGCAGAAAGUUGCUAGCCAAGUAGUUAGCGACAUAAAUGAAAACCAUACAGAGUUAGAAAAACGAAGAUCUAUCCUUAAGGCAAUAAAAGAAAAGGGUCUGCUUGAUACGUGGAAAGAAGAUCUAGAAAACCUGAUUUUUGACGACAACGCCCUUCCGGCUGAUGGAUCAGACGAGAAAGCAAAGCAAUUCCAGGAUAACUUGAAAUGCAACGAAAACCAUGGAAAAGGACCCUCAACACCUCAUGUACACUUACCAGAAGAACCUUUGGGAAGAAAUAGUGAAUCGUCCGUCCAUCGUUCGUCGGGUAAUCCAGAGUCGAACGGAACACCAUAUGUUAACCAGGAACAAAUAGCGAAGAAUGAUGUGGAUUAUCUAUUUCAAGUGGCCGAGGAGGAACUUGAUCAACCAGCAAUGAAGCUUCAGCCACCGAAACAGGUCCCAACAGCUUAUAAAACUGCCUCGAAGCCUGCGGCAUCAUCUUCGCAAGAAAAAAGAAAGGAAAGCAACAAGAAACCUUAUAAGAAAGUGAACCAAGAAGAUCCUCUUGAUGUCUUGGUUGGUAUGGGCAAGAAAUUGCUGGGCCAAGAAGAUAGCAACCCUACUCUGAACAUUGUUGCAAACAUGGCGUCUGCCUACAUCAAGAAUAUGGACAACUCCGGAAAGAAAAAGAGUGGAAACAAUGGUCCUGAUUUGAGCUCGCUUUUGCAGUUGGCAUCUCUUUUUGGUGGUGGUAACGCAGGUCAAGGCAAUCCUCUACAAUCCGUUGCCUCCUUAUUGGGUAAUUCCGGUAUGGAUAUGAACCAGCUUCUUCAAAUGGGCUCGGCUCUAAUGGGACAAGGUUUGGAGGCUCCGGCUAGCCGUAGAAGCAAAUCUUCCAACCCCAUUGCGGAAAUGCUCAUCCGUCUCGUAGCCAACUUCCUCAACAUGGAUUCUGUCGUCUUAUUGGAUUAUUACAACGGGCUUUCCAAGUUGAGUGAAGCCAAAAGCUGGAAUGAAAUCAAUGCCAUUCUACGUAAAACUACUGGGCUGGAUGUUGAGACCACACUGGAUUUACUGAUAAACGAUGAUGUCCGCCAACAGCUCUCUGACAGCGCUACAUCCUCCUUAGCCCACUGGCUGCAAGCUUUCUUGGAUCCUGACAGUAUCCAGAACAAAAUUCUUUAUCUUAAUGCUUUCGCGUUCCAGUACAAGUAUCCGCUUGUCGAUCCCAAGAACCUCGUCGAAUCAUUUUCUAUGUUGGUUGAACGGCUAUCUGAAGAUUAUUUGAACACAAAGCUAAAUUUGAGACCAUACUUGAAGCAAACGGAAAAACAACUGAAAGGAUUGUUACACAUCGAAGGACCCGAGCGCUUGGACUUCCACAAACUAACUGAAAAUGAAUUGUCAAUGGUUAUCCAAAAUACGAUGAAAAGUAAAAUAUUUGAUCCGCUAGCUGAUCUCUGGACUGAUUUCCGAUAUGCGUCUCGUUUUCCUAAAUGCGCACGCACCAUUAUGUGCUUACGGAAUGUUCCAUCAAACUCUGCGCAAUCUGUGGAAGAACUUAAACAGGGAUUCACUCGAGCAAUGAGUACUGUUGUUGUUUGGGCUUUGAGCAAAACGAACAACAGGGGAAUGCCAACUUUCGAUGCUCUGUACCAAGCUGCGUUUAGUGGCACUACAGAUUGCAAGGCCAAGUAUCGAGAGAACUGUGAUCAGAUUCUAAACGGACCUCUUCCGUCAAUGCGGCUAGACUAUGAACAUCAUGAACUUUGAUUUCAUAUCCGUCUUCUGUAAAUUCUCUUAUACAUUAAUCGUGUCUUUAAAUUUUAGUUCAAUAUUUUCUAGAUAUUGGGAACUUUCCCGAGUUGUAUUUAAUAUUAAAAGUGGAUUGAAUUAUAUAUUUCAAUCCGCCAUAAAAAGUGAAUAUACAAUGUUCUCUAAUCGA
This is a messenger RNA of Daphnia magna, 2137 nucleotides long. RefSeq lists its product as uncharacterized. Bases 1 to 1965 code for a protein of 654 amino acids. The record is from RefSeq and is a predicted model, not a curated record. The transcript is spliced from 3 exons. Lineage: Eukaryota; Metazoa; Arthropoda; Branchiopoda; Diplostraca; Daphniidae.